ACCUGACGUCUGAUCUGACGUGCUAUGUGCUGUCUCGUUCCAAAAGUCUCGUUCUCGUUCCUAGUUUUGAAUUUUCACAGAAAAAAACACCGGGAAAAUUUUUCUCUGUAUUAUUCUGAAAAUGAAAUGAUAAAAUAAUUAUUUUUGAUAAAUGAUUAACAAAUCUACAAUUAUGGCUACACAAACUGACAUACUAAAAGAACAAGUAGUAGGAGAUACAUCUUUACAGGCCACAAUCAGUUUACUCCUUAGUGAACAAGAACUUGAAAAAGUAGCAGAGAAUGCGAAAGAAGGAAUGAAAUUUUUGACCACAUUCAGUGUCUGUGAAGCAGACAGGGAACUGUUGCAAUGGGUUAUUCCAGCUAUCAAAACAAGUUUACAAAAGAUUUUUGAUGAUAAUGCCUUACUGUCUGACACUGCAGAAGAUGAUUUUGUAAUUGAAAUUUUAAAGCAGAAUUUAUGUAUGGCUAUAGAUUUCCUUAAAAUGUUGAAAAUUGCUUUUGAGUAUUUGCUCACAAGUGAUGAAAUUGAUAUAAAUGAUGUUCCUAGUAUGACCACAAUUCCUGCACAAGUGAUAUUAUCAACUUUUGAACAUUGUAGGAAUAGUUCUGAAGCAUAUAAGAACAGUUUCAAUGAGGAAUUAUUACAAAUUUUCAACAUUGCUCAACAAGUGAACACUUUGUUCAUUAAAUUGUUCAAUUCUUGUAUAAUUUUAGAGAGCACCUCAGACAAUGCUGAUAGAAUACAUAUUGUCAAUAAAGUUUUAGCUGCAAUUUGUGAUGUAAGCAAAUCUUUAUCUGAUUUAAAUUUUAAAUAUUUAAUCAUGAAUUGGAAGGGCUAUGCAAGCAUUGCUCAAAAAUUCUCAGGUAUCUUGAAGGAUCACAUUGAUCUAAGGAAACCCAUGUUAUGCCUCAACACAGAUAUAUUGAAAAAUCAGUCUUUUAUUGCUGAUAAAUUGGAUUUUAAUGACACAAAUAUUGAUUUAAUUAGAAGAACUGGAUUUUUGAUAAAGGUUGCACUGAAAAUUUUAGAUAUCUUCUGGAAUUCAAUAAGAAGAAUCACAGAGGAAGUUCUUAUUUUGUGUUGCAUAAUUUGCAGCUUUCCCACUGACCAUUAUCACAGCCAAGUUUAUCUUAAAGACAUAACUACUUCAAUAGAUGAUACUAUUUAUGCAACUUUUGCACCAUUUGUUGAUAAACUGGUGGAAGAAAAUAUAAUUAUGUCUAUGCUAAACAUCAUCCCAGAUGAUUUGCUUAGUAAACAUCCAUUUGGUCUUUUAAAUUUUAUGAAUGCUUGUCUCAAAUGCAUAGCUACAAAACAAAGUUCCUUUGAUGUAAAUCUGGCAGAUAUUCUUAGGGCAGUUUUUGCAUGUACCAAGCAAUGUUUUAGUGAAUUUGCCUUGCUGAAGAAUAUUUUUGCUAGUAUCAUAGUAAAUUUUUCUGCAUGUGUGAUAGUGCACCAACAUUAUAAUGAAGAAAUUGAGAUUAUUUUAUUGGAAAAUUUACUGCAAGAAAAUCUCUGGUGUGCAUUAUUGGCCAUGGACAUUUGGUGCCUUAUUUUGAAGUAUUCUACUGAACAUUCAUCUAUGCGAGUUUUUGUGGAUCUCUUACAGAAAUAUCAUGAUUUGAAUUUUGGAGUUAAUACCCAUAGAUUAGAAGACAUUUAUUUGAAAUGUUUCAUACAGAAGAUUUUCAAAACAUUUCCAAAUUCUAUGAAAUGUCAGGUAUCUCGAAGUUUCAGGGAAAAUGACUGGAAUGUCUUAGGGUUUGAUGAUAUUUCUGUGGCACAGAAAAAUUUGGUUGAACAAAUUUGUUUGUGUACAAUUGAAAAGGCACAACAAUUAGGAUCUGGCGAAUUUUCCUUAACCAAUUUUGUUCUCAUUAUGGAAAACUUGGAAAUGUUAUCAACAUUGGAUUUUCAAAAUUAUGACAUGAAUGUGAAAAAAUUGUUAGAAAUGGUUGGAAUGCUCUGGGAAUUUGAUAACACUGACUUGAAGAAUGGUGUAUUCAAGUAUUUUGCUAACAAUCUUUGUAAAAUAACAAGAACGCUUAUCACAGACUUCAGCAAUAAACAACUAUUCAUGAUCCUGGACCGUCUAAAAAUAUUAUCCUGCGAAGAUUCACAUAAACUACAUGUUUUCGAUAUACUGUCAGAGCUUUGCAAUAAAAAUGCCAACGAAUUCGGGCAAGAUGGACUCAAAAUUUUCGCUGUCAUUUCAAAUAUUUUGCAUCCUAGUUUGACGUCAGACUCGAACAAUCUGAUGAAACAAAGUGUCCUGGAGAUUGUGGAGAAAUGUUCGAAAAAUGGUAAAGAUGAUAUCGUCAGAGACUUGGCUAAAACUUCUGUGAAAUCUCGAGAAGAUAUUAGUAAUUAUUUACAGAAACAUAUCACCGAUAGUACUUUAGAUAUAGCAUAUUUUACCAUUUUGGGGAAUCUGGAGUAUACUCAUAAAUGCGUGCAUUGGAAAAUGAUAACUGAUAAACCUGCCCCAAAGAAAAUCAAAUUGGAUAAAAAUUCACAAGACAAAGAAUUUCGGAAAUUUCAAGAGAACAAAAUGCUUGUUGGGAAACCGAUUUCGAAGGUUGUUCAAGAUUUCGAGGCUGCUAAAACUGUGGAUAAUGUACAUGAAACAAUAAUCAAUAUAAAGAGUGAAGUUAAGUGUCUGAUGAAUGUACUGAAAACAGAGAAAAUGACUGCAAAAAACGUUUCGGACCUUAAAAUUGUUGCCAAUCAAAUAUUGUCGCUCAUCUAGUUAGCAGUUACCUGCCUGAUAAUUCAUGAAAAUUUUGUAUUUCGAAAGUAAUAAAGGUUAUGUAAUUAACUCACUCUGUUUGUGACUUCCAAUGCU
Molecule: messenger RNA, 2848 nt
Organism: Phaedon cochleariae (mustard beetle)
Lineage: Eukaryota; Metazoa; Arthropoda; Insecta; Coleoptera; Chrysomelidae
Source: the annotation of a GenBank genome assembly